CUCUCGCGUUCUGGUCUCGGCACCGGUCGGGUCUUACGGUGGGGAGAGAAUCGAAGCUCGUUCGUUCGUCCACACGCGGCCAACACUCUCUCUCCCUCUCGACGGUACGCCCCCCUGUUCCACGAGAGUGGCAGAUCCGUCGAGGUGGGUGUUCUUGCCGUGAUUCUAUCUCUGAUGAAUACUGAUGGCUGGCAUUUCUAGUCGUCGCCCGUCCUUCUCGUUCUGCCUCGCUUCGCUGUGCUGGACCAGGCGACAGUCUCAGCCUCAGCCUCAGUCCCGAUCGUCGGUUAUUUACCGAGAGAGGAAGAAGAGAAAACAAUAAGAAGAGGAAGACCGUCGAUCGAUCGAUAACUGGCUUGAAGAAGUGGAAGCACGGCUCUCAAGAUGGCUCACUACAACUCCCAGGCGGCCUACCCCUCCGUCCCCCAGCACCACCACCAGCACUACGCACAUGCCUCGCAGCAGCAGGCCCUCGCUCCGCCCGAAGAGCGUCAUCACCAGCAGCAGCUGCGACGGAUGGCGAGCUACGACGCAGGCGACGAUGCUGCCGCCCUGGCGGAAACCGCCGCGAGCCACCGGCACGCCCACGUCUACAACGACCGCUACUCGCACGCCUCCUCGGCCACCCCCUCGGCGCCGAGCAGGGCCUCCUCGCAGGCAGCAGUCACAGCAGCAGCAGCAGCAGCAGCAGCAAGGCUCCUCGUACAACCCGCAGCAGUACGCCCCGCAGCCGGCGCUGGCCUAUAAUCCGCUCGCCUACAAUCAGAAUCAGGGCCAGAAUCAAACUGCGCUGCCUCACCAGUAUAACCCGGCCGCCUACCAUGCGGCCGCGAGUGUGCCCCGACAGUCGCCCUACGCGUCGCCAACGCUGCCAUAUCAUCAACAGGCGUCGUAUCCUGUGGCGCAGUACGCCUAUGCCCCGCCAUUGGGGAGCCCCAGGGCCACAUCCUCAUCCGCUCCGUUGAACUACAAUACCCCCUCGACUGCGUUCAACUCGACCGUCGGCCGGACCUACUCGCAGACCUCGGCGGGCUCUUCGCCGUAUCUGCCACAGACACCACAGCGGUCCGAGUUUGGCGGUCUGUCCCCGUACGAGGAACAAACGCAACAGGAGCAGCAACAACAACAACAACAACAACAACAACAACAGUAUUCGCAGCGGCCUCCCGACCCUCCAUCUCACGAUGAUCAUUUGUACGGUAAGAGAACGGGCUCUGGACGCUCUUUACCCACACCGCCGAUUGUCGCCUCGCCGCAGUCCCCGCACCGUACCGAUACCCUCACGCGACACCCGCAGUCGCGUCCCCUCCCGGGUCCCCCCAUCGAUGCCCAGAAUACCGUUCCGUCACUCACCACCGGGGUGAAUGGGACGGGUGGUCUGCGUCAUCGGACGGCGGAGGAGGAACAGCUGGGCUACGACGAGCUGAUGCGCGAGGUCGAGGCCGCAGUCAUGGACGGCAGUCGUCGGUCGCCCUCCUCGGCAGCGAUGACCGCUCGGCGGCAUAGCUCGCGUGCCUCCCGCCUUGGCAGACCAGAUACCAUUCAGGAGACGGCCGAGACGCUGUCGGGACGGGGACAGCAGCCGCGCCUGUCGCCGGACGAGCGACACACCCAUACGAACGGGAACAUGGCGACGGGCACAGGCCAGUACGUCAACUACGACGCCCACAGUGACGACAGCGAUGCCGAGGCCGUUGCCGGCCUGGCCAUGUUGCAGAUGGCGGAGGAGGAGGAGCGUGCCCAGGCGGACCGCCUGCGAGAGCGUGUCCGCAGCGGCACCAACGCCUCCAUCAUCAGCGCGUACGCUUCGCCCAACUCGGGCGAUGAACUGUACAAUGGCGAGGACCAUGACCGUCACAGCAGCGACGGUGAUUACACCGGUCACGACCUCGCUCUGUACGGUGGCGGAUACCCCGGCUACCUGCAUUACGGCGAUGAGCAAGAAUUUUCUAUCGAUCAGUACAUGGACGAUGAAGUGGAGCAGGAUGAGCAGCAUGGUCUUGCUCCGCUUCCGCCGCUUCCCAUAAAAUUGGAGGGGCAAGAAGGGGAGGUGGAGGAGGAGGAGGAGGAGGAGGAGUACUCUCGGGGCGACGAUCGUCUGCCUCGGUAUUCCAUGGAGGCACGGGUCGACGAACGCGGUACAGGUGGCUUAUCCGAGCCUACCGCGCAUGGCCGACGUUUGAGCUUUGAUUUUGGCGACGAGGGCGAGACCCCCGUGUCGCAGGAGGGUGUCGAGGGUGUGGACGAGGACGGCCAUGGUGGCGAGCCCGGGGAUCUUUUCUUCCAUCCGGGCAUGCGGCCAUUACCCCCAGCACCGGUAGAGCCUGCUAGCAAUAACGCUGAGCUUAGAUCGAACUUGAUGCCGGCGGGUACCUACCGACCUCAUGAGCAGCAGCAGCAGCAGCAGUCGCAGUCGCAGUCGCAGUCUAGGGCUGCGCAGUAUCCAUACCCUUCCUUGUACCGUGGUGCUGCGGACGACGGCUUGUCUGGAUCAGCCGUGCCCAGCUCUUCCACGGCCGUUCCACGGUCAUCGUCUCUAUCGAGUCAUCCUAGUGGACCACGUGCUGAUCCUCCCAUCAGAUCCAAGACCGACGCGGACCGCGCAAAGUACAAGCUGCAGCUGGAUAUGCUGCGUGAACACCAGCCGCAACCCCCUUCGCCGCAUCUGCACCAACGGCCUCGCACUGAACAUGGCCAGGACUCGCCCCAAAACCGGCACCAACAUCAACAGGCGUUUGGAUUUGAUGCGGGCCCGGCCAUCGCUCUCGAUCUACCGGCCAUCCCCCCCGGCCGGCGCAAGAAGUUCAACCCGGCCAAGCUGUCGUCCGAGCAGUUUAAGAAGUGUAGCGAGCCGUGGGCGCUGAGCUCAAUUCUGGCGUGGGUCAAGGACCUGAGCGAGGACGAGACGGAUCUCAAGGAGCAGGCGAUCGUGGACGCCAUCGUCGCCCUUUUCACGCACAAGGUGCCCACGAUGAACAUGGCCGACGCGGAGACGCUGGCGGCGCGCGUCGUGCGCACCAUGAGCGCCGAGCAGGCGCUCGUGCAGGACGAGGAAUGGGUCAAGUUCGGCCCGGGCGAAAUGUCCGGCGUGCUCUUCCAGCUGACGGGACGCGGUUGCUACUCGUCGCGGCUGCAUGGACUGCCCACGGAGGACCCUGCGGCGACGGGAGGCAGCCAGCUGGGCCGCUGCUACGCGCAUCACUGCAUGCGCACGCUCAAGAAGGUCAACCUCCGGGCGCAGCCUGUGGCCGAGACGCAGCGCAACGCCGAGGACUGGGUCACCUUCUACCGGGUGACCAAGGAGAUGCUCGAGUCGUACCCGAAGAAGGAGAUCGACCGGCAGAACAACCUGCACGAGAUCAUCGUCACCGAGGACUCGUACAUGGCGCAGCUGGACGUGCUGCGCGAGCUGUACCGCGACCAGCUGGCCGUGAUGCAGCCGGCGGUGGUCGCGCCGCCCAAACGGCUGGUCAAGUUCCUGGCGGAUGUCUUUGGCAAAGUCGACGCCGUGAAGAAGGUCAACGAGGAGUUCCUGCUGGCGCAGCUCAAAUACCGCCAAAAGGAGCAGGGGCCCUGGAUCGUCGGCUUCAGCGACAUCUUCCGCGAGUGGGUGCGCAAGGCCAAGUCCGUGUACAUCGACUACGCCGCCACUUUCCCGCAGGCCAACUUCCUGGUGCGUCAGGAAGCGGAGCGCAACCUGGCCUUCCGCCAGUUCCUCAACACGGCGCGCGAUCACCGCCUAUCAAACCGGCUCAGCUGGGACACCUACCUGAAGGCGCCCAUCACACGUAUCCAGCGGUACGUCCUGCUGCUGCACACGGUGCACAAGAACAUGCUCAAGGAGUCCGAGGAGAAGAGCAACUUGGGCCAGGCGAUCGAGGAGAUCAAGCUCGUCGCGUCCGACUGCGACAGCAAGGUGGGCGAGAUGGGCAAGAAGGUCGACCUGAUGGAACUGGCCGCCAAGUUGCAGUUGCGCCCGGAGAUGAAGAAGGAGGUCGAGCUCAACCUCGAACACCUGGGCCGCGAGAUCAUCUUCCGCGGCGACCUGCUGCGGCCGGGCACCCGCACCCGGCUCAGCAUCGUCGACACCCAUGCCAUCCUCUUCGACCACUACCUCGUGCUGGCCAAGAGCUCGACCGUCAAGGAUCCGACCCGCACGGUCAAGUACGAGACGUACGACGUUUCCAAGCUGCCGAUCCCUAUGGACCUGCUCGUGCUCGAGAGCACCACCGACGACCCGGUCUCCAAGUCGUCGCUGACGCCCGCCAACGUGCUCGAGUCGUCCAAGGAUGACAAGAUCCUGUACCCGUUCCGCAUCAAGCAUCUCGGCAAGACAGGCACCUACGCUCUCUACGCCCCCUCCGCCCAGAACCGCCAGGAGUGGUGCGACAAGAUCACCGAGGCCAAGACCAAGCACGCCGCCGCCCUCUACGCCCAGAACGCCGAGCCCUUCCGUCUGCGCGUCCUCGCCGACACGGCCUUUGCCACCACCGAUCAGUCCUCCUUUGUCGCCCCGGCCUCAGCUGUCGCGGGCGCCGCCGGUGCCGCAGGCGGCCCUCGCACCGUCACCAUCAAGGGCACCCCGCUCGACCGCGCCAUCCGCGAGGUCGAGGCGCGCCAUGCGGCCACUGCCCGGCCGCUGCCCGUUUGCCGCAGCGCCGUCCACUGCGCGACGGUCUUCCGCCAGCCCUCGGGCCGGAUGAUGUGUGCCGUUGGCACCGAUAAUGGGGUCUACCUGUCUGACUACAAUGAUCCGCGGGGAUGGACGAGAGCAAUUACGAUUUACAAGGUCACACAGAUGGCCGUGUUUGAAGAGUUCAACCUGUUCCUGCUGGUCGCAGAUAAGUCGCUAAUCGCACACCAUCUGGAUGCGGCGUGCCCGCCAAACGGGGUGACGGCGCAGGCGGCGAACGCGUCGGCGCGCAAGGCGCCGCAGAAGCUGUCCGGCAACCGGGAAGUUGGGUUCUUUGCGGCCGGGAAGAUGAAGGACCGCACGCUGGUGAUCUACAAGAAGCGGGACGGGCUGUCGUCGACGUUCAAGAUCCUGGAGCCCGUGCUGCAGCGCACGACGGCGAACCGGGCGCGCUUCUUCCCCUCGCGGCGCGGGCAGACGGAGUUCUUCCGCGAGUACGACGAGUUCUACAUCCCCGCGGAGAGCUACAGCAUCAACCUGUUCCACUCGUCGCUGGCCAUCUCGACGCAGCGCGGCGUCGAAGUCCUCACCAUCGACAAGAAGCAGCCCUGGUCGGUGCCGCACCUGCGCUCCGAAACCCCCGAAGCCCAGGCGUACCUGAACAGCAUCGCGCAACGGAUCAAGGACCUCCGCCCGCUGGGCAUGUUCCGCCUCAGCGACUCCGAGUUCCUCGUCACCUACGCCGAAUGCGCCGUCUACGUCAACAACCUGGGCGACGUCUCGCGCAGCGUGGUCAUGGAGUUUGUCGGCCACGCCCACGCCGCCACCCUGCACGGCCGCUUCCUCAUCCUCUUCAACGAGGACUUUGUCGAGGUCCGCAACGCCAUCAACGGCCGCCUCCGCCAGGUCAUCCCCGGCCACAACGUCGUCUGUCUGGAUGACGGCACCUCCCUGCCGGGCUCCGCCUCUACCCCGUCCCCUUCUUCCCCUGGCACCCUCAAUCUCGCCUCCGGUCUGGCUUCUUCGUCUUCCUCCAAUGGCGCCGCCGUUCCCUCGGGCCGCACAGUCAAGAUCUGUAUGCAGCAUCCGGAUUAUGAGCGCAGCCAGUUGGUUCUCGAGUUGAUUGAAAACGAGGGCAUGGAGGAUUAGCUUUUCUUCUCUUCUUCUCUUCUUUCCUAUCCUUCUCUCUUCUUCUCUUCUUCCCUUCUAAUUCCUGUUUCUUUCCUUGUUUUGCUUUUCUCGGUCAUAUACCCUGUCUAUCAUAUUACGGACGUACAUUACGGUG
This is a messenger RNA of Penicilliopsis zonata CBS 506.65, 5918 nucleotides long. RefSeq lists its product as hypothetical. The coding region runs from base 452 to 5782 and encodes 1776 amino acids. The record is from RefSeq and is a predicted model, not a curated record. NCBI's taxonomy places the organism in Eukaryota, Fungi, Ascomycota, Eurotiomycetes, Eurotiales, Aspergillaceae. The transcript has 3 exons. Gene Ontology annotation, molecular function: guanyl-nucleotide exchange factor activity.